Labrus bergylta (ballan wrasse) is the source of this 2934-nucleotide messenger RNA. NCBI's taxonomy places the organism in Eukaryota, Metazoa, Chordata, Actinopteri, Labriformes, Labridae. The record is from RefSeq and is a predicted model, not a curated record.
AUCCCGAGCAGCAGCAGCAGACAGCAGAGGAGUUUGUUCGAACAUCUUCGACUUCUCAAACCAAAAACAGUUCGGCUGCUCUGCCCGCAGACAUGCCGCGGAUCGGCCGCCGUUUGGGGGCUUUUCGUUGGAUUUAGCGCCUGAACUCCCCGGAGAAGAAGAUGAUUACAUGUGAAGGGAGCAGCGCGGGAGAAAGUGUGCCUUGUUCGGAGCAGAACGGCUCGAACGCCGCGACAUAAAACAUCAAACUCGGAUCCAUCAAGGCCAGCAGCAGCCUGUAGCACUGCUCAGCUAGUCGGCUAAUGUUAGCCUGCUAGCGUUACAGGUGUUAAGGCAGCAAAUAACCAAACAUCACUUGUAGCUGUAGUUAGCUGUCAGUUAGCUGAGCUAGCAUGUUGUGACUUAAUACAUAACUUAAUGUGCCUGUUAAAAGAUUUAAAGCAAAUGCCAAGUAGCAAGUAUAACACUUAGCAACAUUGUUAUUAGCCGUUAGCUCUGUAGUUAGCCGCUGUCCCGUGUUUACAGCAGCAGAGCUAGCCUCAGUUAGCCUCCAAGCUAACGAACUUCAGAGCUACAUGUGCUUGUUUUCGUUUGGAGAUAACGACUCAUCACCGGACUCCUGCUGUGCUUUCCUGACACUUUUAAUAUUAACACGUAAGACGGGUUGACUUUUCCCACCGUGCCUGUCUGGACCGGACUGACCCGCCCACAGGGACUCUCUACCCGGGGCCGAUGCUGACAGUCCAGCCCGGAGGAGCCGCUCCAGCAUGCAGCCUCAGCAGAUCUACGACUUCUCCAGUGAAGAGAACAGCCACAAAUGGAGAGGCCUGUUCGUGCAAGCUUUACGGAAGGUGCAGAAGCAGGUCCACCCUAACCUCCUGGCUAAGGAGGACGCCCUGCAGCACAUCGAGGAGUUGAUCCUGCAGCUGCUCAACAUGCUGUGUGUGGCCCAGCCUCGCUCCGUGCAGGACGUGGAGGAACGCGUCCAGAAAACCUUCCCACACCCGAUAGAUAAGUGGGCAAUCGCCGACGCUCAGUCAGCCAUCGAGAAACGCAAGAGGAGAAACCCCUUACUGCUCCCCGUGGACAAGAUCCACCCCCUGCUCAAGGAAGUGUUGGGCUACAAAGUGGACUACCACGUCUCGCUGUACAUCGUGGCGGUGCUCGAGUACAUAUCAGCCGACAUUCUCAAACUGGCGGGAAACUACGUGGGCAACAUCCGUCACUAUGAGAUCAGCCAGCAGGACAUCAAGGUGUCCAUGUGCGCUGACAAGGUGCUCAUGGACAUGUUCGACCAGGAGGAGGAUAUCGGUCUGAUGUCUCAGUGCACGGACGAGCCGUCCUCCUCCGGCGAGCUCACGUACGACGACCUGGUGAGGCUGGAGAUCGCCGAGGAGCGCCAGUACCUGCGAGAGCUCGACCUCAUCAUCAAAGUGUUUCGCCAUCACUUCCUGUCCAACACCAAGAUCUUCACGCCUCAGGACGUGGAGGUGAUCUUCAGUAACAUCCUGGACAUCCACGAGCUGACGGUGAAGCUGCUCGGGCUGAUCGAGGAUGCCGUGGAGAUGACAGCGGAUGGCAGCCCUCAUCCUCUGGUGGGCAGCUGCUUCGAGGAUCUCGCAGAGGAGCAGGCGUUCGACCCCUAUGAGACUCUGUCCCAGGACAUCCUCAGUAAAGAUUUCCACAAGCACUUCAACAACCUGAUGGCCCGACCGACCGCUGGCCUCUACUUCCAGUCGGUGGCUGAAGGCUUCAAAGAAGCCGUCCAGUACGUCCUCCCACAGCUCAUGAUGGUCCCAGUUUACCACUGUAUGCACUACUUCGAGCUCCUGCAGCAGCUUCAGGAGCGCAGUGACGACCAGGACGACCGUGAGUGUCUGAAGCAGGCGAUCACGGCGUUGUUAAACCUUCAAUGUAGCGUGGAGCGAAUCUAUGCCAAGCAGCCUCGCCGUAAACCCGGCGAGCCCAUGUACCGCCUCUACAGCAGACAGGUUCGGAGCAAACAGCUCGCCAUCAAACGCAUGAACGAGAUCCAGAAGAGCAUCGACGGCUGGGAGGGGAAAGACAUCGGGCAGUGCUGCAGCGAGUUCAUCCUGGAGGGGCCGCUGCUACGAGCCGGCGCCAAACACGAGAGACACAACUUCCUGUUUGACGGCCUGAUGAUCAGCUGUAAGGCCAAUCAGAGUUCGCGGCUCCCCGGGUCGGGAAGCGGCGCCGAGUACCGUCUGAAGGAGAAGUUUGUGCUGAGGAAGAUCCGCAUCGUGGACCGCGAGGACUCGGCGGAGCUGCGGCACCCGUUCGAGCUGAUCGGGAAAGACGAGAACUGCGCCGUGUUCUCCGCACGUACCGCGGAUGAGAAGGCGGCGUGGAUGGCGGCGCUCGUCACUCUGCAGUACCGCUCCACUUUGGACCGUAUGUUGGACACAGUGCUGCAGCACGAGGAGCGGGCGCACCCUCUCAGGCUGCCCUCGCCCGACGUUUACCGCUUCGCCGUGCAGGACUCUGAAGAGAACAUCGUGUUGGAGGACAAAGUGCAGAGCAAGACGGGAAUCCCGCUGAUCAAGGCGGGAACCGUCGUCAAACUGAUCGAGAGGCUCACCUACCACAUGUAUGCAGAUCCAAACUUCGUCCGUACCUUUCUCACCACGUAUCGAUCCUUCUGCAAACCUCAGGAGCUCCUCGCGCUGCUCAUCGACAGGAUCGAGAUCCCAGAGCCUGAACCCACGGAGGAGGACCGCCAGGCGCUCUGGAACGGAGACCAGCCGAUGGCGGCCGAGCUGCAGAGGUUCAGGAAGGAGUACGUGCAGCCGGUCCAGCUCAGAGUUCUCAACGUUUUCCGUCAGUGGGUGGAGCAUCAUUUCUACGACUUUGAGAACGAUCCAGAACUGAGGAGUCGAUUAGAGGAAUACAUCAGCAGCAAGAUCCAGCUGAGAG